Molecule: messenger RNA, 2368 nt
Organism: Halichondria panicea
Lineage: Eukaryota; Metazoa; Porifera; Demospongiae; Suberitida; Halichondriidae
Exons: 1
Coding region: 12-2270 (752 amino acids)
Biological process (GO): spermatogenesis
Molecular function (GO): cAMP binding
Source: RefSeq, a predicted model, not a curated record
GGCGCAUCUCGAUGGCUGCGUCUGAAAUCAACCCUUCCAAUUUCAUCUCAACUGGACCACCACCCUCCAUUGCAAAUUCUGGGUCUAGCCUGCAGCAAGCCCCAAGCAGACGUAAUUCCAGCCUUCCAAACCCAAUCCCUCACAUCCUUGAGAGGCAAAGGCAUAGUGUGACCUCUAAGCUGAUGAACAGCAAGGCAUUGUCUGAAAUGCAGCAAGCCUCAAGCAGACGUAACUCAAGCCUCAUUCCAAACCCGAUCCCUCACAUCCUUGAGAGGCACAGGCAUAGUGUGACCUCUCAGCUGAUGAACAGCAAGGAAUUAUCUGAAAUGCAGCAAGCCUCAAGCAGACGUAACUCAAGCCUCCUUUCAAACCCGAUCCCUCACAUCCUUGAGAGGCACAGGCAUAGUGUGACCUCUAAGUCGACGAACAGCAACGAAUUAUCUAAAAUGCAGCAAGCCUCAAGCAGACGUAACUCCAGCCUUCCAAACCCGAUUCCUCACAUCCUUGAGAGGCACAGGCAUAGUGUGACCUCUAAGUCGACAAACAGCAACGAAUUAUCUGAAAUGCAGCAAGCCUCAAGCAGACGUAACUCAAGCCUCCUUUCAAACCCAAUCCCUCACAUCCUUGAGAGGCACAGGCAUAGUGUGACCUCUCAGCUGAUGAACAGCAAGGAAUUAUCUGAAAUGCAGCAAGCCUCAAGCAGACGUAACUCAAGCCUCCUUCCAAACCCGAUCCCUCACAUCCUUGAAAGGCACAUGCAUAGUGUGACCUCAAAGGAAUUAUUUGGAAUGCAGCAAACCCCAAGCAGACGUAGCUCCAGCAUCGCAAACCCGUUUCCUCAUAUCCUAGAGAGGGUGAUGAACGGCAGUGCCAUUGGGGCUGAAGAGAGCAACACCUGUACACUAUCUGGCAGUAAAAUUGAACACCACAAAUCUAUACAGCACAUUUCGGAGCUGAGGGAGGAACCGAGUGAAGAAAAUGUUAAUCACAAGUUACGCUUUAAGAGAUUUGCAUUUCAAGUUAAGAACAAGGUAAUAUGGGAGAAGAGAUUACAAACUGCUGAAAAAAAUCUCAAGACUAUGAUGCCAACUGCAAUCGAUCAGGAGACACAAAGACUUACCUUCAAUCUGGGUGCCUUUAAUCAGAAAUCGUACGGUGGACUAUCACUGAUAGCUAAGAUUAUCCUCAUGCAACCGUCCUUCAAUAGGACAGAUGAAGAGCUCAAGUAUAUACAUCAGUUUACUAGCCGUCUCAAGUGUUUCGAUCGCUACUCUAUCCACGUCCGAAAGGAACUAGCGAGAGUGCUCUACUACGAGUCCUUCAAGAGGAGGCAAGUGGUGAUAAGACAGGGGGACAUUGGAUUUAAUUUUUAUUUUAUUCUCUCCGGAAAUGUGGUUGUCGAAAUGCAGGAGGAAGACAAGAAGACGGGAGAGAAGCAAACCAUGAUUAUCGGUGAGCUAGGAGCGGGGGCCAGCUUUGGAGAACUGGCACUCCUUCACAAUGACAGGAGGAGGGCAACAAUUGUGUGUAACGAGGACUGCGAAUUCUUGAAAAUAGACAAACCAGAUUACGAUGAAGUGUUGAGGAAAAAUCAUGAGUGGGAAUGGAAUACCCGUACGGAGUAUUUGAAGAACCACCAUUUGUUUUGUUUAUGGAAUCCAACCUACCUGCGCUUUGCUAUACAAGGGUCAGUGCUUAUCGAGUAUCCAUCGGAUACCCUCAUAUUGAAAGACUUAAGCUCACCUCCCGAUAAAGUGUUCUUCAUUGUCAAAGGUACUUGUAUUGUGGCGGAAAAAGUGUAUCUACUUGAGAGCAUUAAGAACAGUACACAAGUUCAUUUAAUUACCAAGGAAAAGCUACCACAAUCUCCUGACUCAAAACCAGACUGUACUCACAAUCACCGUCACUCAGGCUACCGACCAAUCAACAGUGGCGAUAGUCGACGAGUAAUCAGAUGGUGGAUUAUACGCACCUUACGACCGGGUGACUACUUCGGAGUAGGGGAGGGGAGAGAGGGAACGAGCGUCAUCUCAAACAUGAAAGUGGAGAUACUCCAAGUAAACAAGACGGUGUUUAAGAAUUAUGACCGCUGGAAGACGUUGGUGAGUAUGAAGAAUGCAGCAAUGGAGUUCUAUCCCACACGACAAGCUGCACUGAAGAGCUAUAUUCAAACCAUCAAGUGGAGAGAAUACAAACGAAAGCUUGUGAUUGAAGCAGUCCAGAAGAAGAAGACUCGUUCAAACAAUUACCGAGCCUACUUGAAUUAUUGAAUUUCAUGGUCACAAGUCAAUUAACACUCUCAUGUACCAAAACACUACAUACAUUUGAUUUGCCACAAAAUUAACUGUUGAAUAAGUCAUUUCAAGUC